Anopheles coustani is the source of this 5082-nucleotide messenger RNA. It is a transcript of the gene lin, whose product is annotated as protein lines. NCBI's taxonomy places the organism in Eukaryota, Metazoa, Arthropoda, Insecta, Diptera, Culicidae. Bases 784 to 4047 code for a protein of 1087 amino acids. The record is from RefSeq and is a predicted model, not a curated record. The transcript has 4 exons.
CGAGCUGGAUUGUCUCGUUUCGUUUCGCGAAAAAUCGCCGCGUCAGAAACAUUUUUUACGAGUUUGCUAUCGUAAAAAGUGUUCACAAAGGUGUGCUGUCGCGAGUGGAAAAGCAGUAAGCUUCACGCAUCGUUCAAAUUGGCAUCCCCAGCAAACGGGGCUGAGUAAGGGAGAGUACCGAGUGUUCGGUUGUGUUUUUCUUCUUACUCCUGCUGGCGAUCUUGUGUGCGUGUGUGUGUGUUUGGUAAUGUGUUGUGGCGUACGUGCAUGAAGCUGAACGAUACGCGGCGCAAAGGAGUUUGGAUUAAUGAAAGCAUAUCCCAUGGUGGGUCGGAAAAUGCGAAUGAAACUUACCGUUACAACAAUCGAAAUAGUAACAGGAUUAAAUUGAUCGUACGCUGGUCUCCGAAAUGCAUCCCACCGCACCGUAAUACUGCUGCCCCGCAAACAAUAGCGAGUCGCUCGAAUGUUGCGUACAAAGUUGCAGUAGCUGCGGUAGACCCUUGAUGCUUGCGCAGCUUUCAUUCAUUCAACUUUGGCUGCGGAACCGUUCAUCAACACUUACGGAAUAUUUUAUAAUGUCGUUUCGGCAAGAUGCGCCUAACACACGCCACGGUACACCCGAAUGCCACGUAUCGGCAGUCAAAAGUUUAAACACAAGUAGAAAUUAAUUGCUAAGCACAACAUUCGGUGACCCACAUCAUUUUGGGGAAAUUUUUCUCCACGAAGAAAGCAACAGUUGCAGUACAAUCUCGUCCGCUCUCCGUCUCCCCUCGCGAGCGCAUGGUGUUUCAAAACGGGCACGAAUCGUCGACGGGGGGUCUGGCACCCGACAACUCCGGCGGUGAUGGUGAAGACAUCGUCGAUAGCAGCACAAGCAGCCGCAUUAUGGAUACCGGCAAUGGUAUGCCAAGAUCCUCACCGUCAUCCUCGUCGAUCGAAUCGUCGUUAACGAAUCCCACCGUAGCUUCUCCGUUGAAUGGAACCGUCGUCGUCUCGGGCAGCAGUGGAGGAAUGCCCACCUCCUCCCCAUCGAUCUCCGCUGCGUGUUGUACAGUCGGCAGUAGUGGAGAACGAAAUUCGCACGAACAACCGGUGAUCAAGCGGCAAAGGAUAGAGCAUGAGGAUCCGGCGGGUAGCGAGAGGACAACGGCUGUCCGACAGGUGCUGCUGCAGGGAGGAAGUGUAGUGGAUCGAGGUGGAAGUCACACGAACAGCAGCACGAGCACCAACGGGGGGAUGAUGGUGGUCGUUGCGACAAACACCACACCUCCGAGCUCGAGCGGGAACUCCUCCAACUCAUCGUCGGCCUGUUCUUCCUCCACCUCCUUAUCGUCCUCGCCGUCCUGUUCGUCGACGAAGCUGAUACCUUCCUCCCUGGAGCACUCGUCGGACGAUGAACAGCAGCAUCAGCAGCAGCGGCACCAGCAACAUCAACAGUUACAGCUGCACUAUCAGCAUCACAUUCCGGCAACGUUGGAUGACUGCCAUGCCCGGUUUCAGGACGCGAUCGGUCGUCAGUGUCUCUGCUCACUCGAUUCCGUCGUCCUGCUCGGAUGCUUCAAAGCGUACUAUAGGUACGAAGACCCCAAUAGUGAGGUACCGUCGGUCGUGCUCCCGCUGGCAGAGUGGCCCUUCGAGCAGCUGCUACGGUUUCUCUCGAAUGUGCAGCUACUUUUCGACACCUACUUGAAGCAGAACAUCAAGGGCAAUAUCUGCGCGGGCGUGAUGGAGCUUUGCAACUAUCUAAUCCGCAGCGACGACCACCAACAGCAGCAGCACCUCCACCACCACCACCACCAACAUCAUCACAAUCUCCUCCUAAACCACCACCAUCAGCACCACCUCCUGCAUCACCACGCCCAUUCGCUUCCCGCACGGCCAACGAGACAUGACGGUGGGCUGGCCACGCUCGACAUCGACGAGCUGAUCGGGCUGUGCAGCUGCAGCAACAAGUACCUCAGUUACCUGGCGGGGCGCAUACUGUCUUCUUUUCUGAUCAUCGUCAAGGACGAUCCGGACGACGACCGGUGGCUGGAGAAGCUGGUCGCUAAUCUGUUCGACUUUGGCCACCUGGAUCUACGUGCGGUGCGCAAAAUUAGCGCCAGUCUCGAGGUGAUCAAGCGCAUCGUUGAGUGGAAAGACGAAACGGAACAUCCGCUCGACGAUGACGUAAGUGGUGGUGUUGGCGGCGGCGGCACACCGGGCGUUGUGGACGAAGAUAUCGGUGGACCUUCGGAGUGGCCUCCGGGGGGAGGUUCUGGUUCUUCUGGGUCGGUGACGGCGUCGACGAUGGCUGGAGGCAGUGGUAGUGUCUACGGUAUGCCUCCACUGGCGGACAACUACUUUGCGGCGCACUAUCAGUACGGAGCUAGCGAUGGAGGAAACGCCGCGGCAAGUAGCAUUUUCCAUCCCGCCGGUCUUUCGGGUGAAUCAUCCUCGUCCUCGACAACGACGACGACAACGUCCAAAGCGCCAGGAUCGUCACCGUCGAUGGGCUCCUCCUCCUCGGCGGCAUCUAGUCAAGACCACCUGCACCACCAUUCUGCUUCAGUCCCUCCCACACCACCACCACCACCGCCACAGUCGACUCAAGCCGAUGGGCAUCAUACCGGGCAUGGCUGCCGGUACGUGACGCUCACCGACUCCGAGAGCUUCGACACGACACGCAUCAAGUUUGAGACGAUCAACAUCCUCGGUGGCAAGUGGUCGGCACUGGUGAAGCACAUCAGCUCGCUCAUCCGAGCUCAGGCAAACAGUAGCAGUGCAGCGGUGAUGGUUGCCACGGAAACCUGCAUCCUUACGUUUCUGCGGCUGUGGGAAAGCAUUAUCAGCGUGAAGGCGAAUUUGUCGGUGGUCGAGACGCAACCGUUUCACUCGCAGCUCGACAACUUCCAGCUGCUGCUGCUGGUGACGAAGAACGCCGUCAUCUACCGGCAGAUGCUGACGCUGUUCAACGAAGCCCUCUGCUACGGUAGCACGCUCGCUCUGCAGGACCUCAUCCCGGAGGAGGUGGGAAGCUUGGCACACAACAUCGUGCGCUCGGUCAAGGACUACCGCAUACUGGACAAGAUGCCCAAGUCGUCGUACAGCAACCACCUCGGGUUCCUCGGCUACCAGGGGCAGAUGGUUCGCUAUCAGGAUCGUCGUUUGCAGCGCGUUGUCUCCGACUCAAUGACGCCCCCGAGUGCUGGGGGAUCGGCGACGGUGGCGGCGGCUUCCGAGACGUGCUACGAUCGGACGUUGCUGCAGAAGAUGGCCCUGUUGGUGCUGAAGGCGGUCGCCGUGAUCGUGAAGGAGAUCCGGUGCGACUCGAGUGACUCGAGCGUGGACAGCAGCGACUUCGACAUGCAGGAGAUACAGAUGAUCGAGCGCAGCAUUCGGGACGUGGUGAAGAAGCUCGAGACGUUCCUGAAGGCGCAGCUCGAGUUUCACCCGGAAAGCCACCUCAGCAAGGUGCUGAUACACCUGUUCGACGACCAGGACGACUACCUGGUGGAGGCGAUGGUCUGCACGCUGGACGUGACCUCGGGCAUCUCCUUCCGCAACAACGCCUUCCCGGAGCUGAUCGCAAUGCUCAAUCCGGUCUACACGUUCAUCGAGUUCUCGAACCUCGGCCCGAACAUCACGCACCUCUUCCUCGACCUGCUCAUCAGCCCGGAGACGUGCUUUCUGCUCUUCCUGUUGCGCUUCCUCAAGUACAUCCGCCAGAACUGGUCCAUGUUUACGCAAAGCUGCUACAACUACUACCGUCACAACAGCUACAGCAAUGCGGCCACACUGCUGCAGAACCGUGUCCGGGCGGCGGCCGCAGCUGCAGCCUCCACGGCCGGCGCUGCAGGCAGUGCGCUCGUACUGCCGGGUGACGCGACCGGUGCGACCGGUGCGGCCAACGUCAUCCUGGACAGCGUGAUGACGGUGCUGAUCAGCUUGCGAAUGCAGAUCAGCCGGCUCGUCGCCGACACGCUCUUCCCGUACAAUAUUACACCGAUCCUGCGGUUGAUCGAAAACUGCGAGAGUCUUUACGAGGGCAACGAGUUGAGUUGAAUUGCGGGGGCGAAGAAGAAGGGAAGAAGAAGUUUUGAUGCUGUUCUUUUACGCAUGUUCCGCUCCGAAGGUCCGCGGAAAAAGAGAGGGGAACAUGUUAGAUGCACUAUUGGGCAAAACAAUGAGACAAGACAAAUGAUCAAGGAGAGAACUGCAUGCAAGAAUCCUUUUAAUCAUAAUUGCCUACUAUUGUAACCUAUUAACAGCUUUUGGUUAUUUAAUAUAUGGGAGGGUUAACUAUGGAUCGUACAUUUUAAUAUACGGAUGUAGGAGAACUCGACAUUUCGAACGCCUGCUGGUAGGCAUUCGUAAAAACUCAAACCGAUAUAAACUUAUUGUAAAUUUUAGUUGGUUUGUAACCAAUCUCUCUUAGUUCAUCUAAAUUGCAUCUUGAGUCGUUUUUGCAUAAUCCUAAUUUACCUUUCAUGUUUACAUGCAUUUCUAUCCUUGUUUUUUUGCGGAGUAAAAGAUUGAUAUCUUUUAGGGUUUAAUUGUUUUGCUAACCAUUGUAUAUCGUUUUCCAAGUUUGAAAUCGCGGAAAGAAAACACGAACAAAAUAUGUUGGAAAAGUGUCUUAGAAUGAGGCAAAACCGCGGUGUUACGCAACGACGAUGCGAUACAACAUUCCAUAUCGGUUAAAACAAUGUUUACACCCUUUUCAUUAAGAAGAUAGUUUUUAAAAACGGAAAACAAUAGGACUGAAUUUUUGUACAAUGCUCGCGACAACUGGUUCCGCUGCUUCCCGGGAGUGUUAGUUUUAUUUUUUUAAUGUAGAAGUUUAAGAGGAAAUUAGAACACUCUCCUACUGAGCUCUGUACAUAGUACUUAGGUAAGCCUAGUUGAAUGCAGUCUUCCACAGCAGUAGUACCAGUGCUUUCUUUUGUGUGUGUCAGUCAUUAAAGCCGUCGAAAAUGUUUAAAGAACAAGUUCUACGCCGUCCCGAUGACGGAUACUUGCUGCCAAUACUAAUCUUGCCGAUUGUGUGCCGAGAUCCGCACGUCACUUCUUGUGAGACCCUGUACAAAUGUUCACUAC